AUGAAGCUCCUUUUUGUUUUUGUUUCAAUCUUUUCCAUUGCCAAUUUAAGUUCAAGGAAUGUAUUAGCUUCGCCUCAUUAUUUCAAUGUUCUUCAUUAUGGAGCCACCGGAAAUGAUGAAACCGAUGAUUCACAAGCUUUCUUAAAAGCUUGGAAAGAUGUAUGCGAAGCAACCAAAGGCAUUCCAACAUUACAUGUUCCACUCGGAAAAUCUUACCUAUUGAACCCUCUCACUUUUCAGGGUCCUUGCAAGUCCAAACAAGUCAAUAUACAACUUAGAGGAACUCUAGUAGCUCCAAAGAAGGGUGCAUGGCCAACUGACAAGAAAGAUAAAUGGAUCGAAUUUCAUGACAUAGAUGGACUUACAAUUAAUGGGGGAGGACAAAUUGAUGGCCAAGGUUCUUCUUGGUGGGAAGAUUGUGAAACACAUUGUGAACGACCAACGGCAUUAUUUUUCCACAAUUGCAACGGUUUUCUAUUAAGAGAUAUGAAGCACGUCAAUAGUGGAAGGAACCACAUCUCCAUAAAUGCUUGUAACAAUGUUAUGGUCUCAAAUAUUCAUAUAAUUGCUCCUGAGGCGAGCCCGAACACAGAUGGAAUUGACAUUGCAAGAUCAACCAAUGUUUUUAUUCAAAAAUCUUUCAUGGCAACGGGUGACGAUUGUGUUGCCAUUAACAAUGGAUCUUCCAACAUCAAUAUCGUAGGGAUUACUUGUGGCCCUGGCCAUGGCAUAAGCAUUGGGAGCUUAGGAGCAGAUGGACAAUACAACGUAGUUGAAGAUGUACAUGUGAGAAAUUGCUUCUUCAAGGGAGCUCAAAAUGGAGUUAGAAUCAAGACUUGGGAGGGUGGAUAUGGAUAUGCAAGGAACAUCACAUUCGAAAAAAUAACACUCAUGAAUACAAGAAAUCCAAUCAUUAUCGAUCAAUAUUACACUACUUCAGCAAGUUCAAGAAAAAAUAAGGUAAUAAAUAUAAAAGUGAGUGAUGUGACAUAUCGUGAAGUUCAUGGAACAUCAGCAAAUGAAAAUGCAAUUACUUUGAAUUGUUCUCGAGCUCGUUGCACCAAUAUUCUAAUGGACAAUGUGAACAUAAGGACAUCAACACCAGGAGAAGAAGCCAAAGCUUUUUGCCAAAAUGUUGAAGGAAAAGUCGAUCGUGCUGUUCCCAGUGUACCUUGCUUAUCAAAAUUUGAUUAA
Molecule: messenger RNA, 1194 nt
Organism: Benincasa hispida (wax gourd)
Lineage: Eukaryota; Viridiplantae; Streptophyta; Magnoliopsida; Cucurbitales; Cucurbitaceae
Product: putative polygalacturonase At3g15720
Biological process (GO): carbohydrate metabolic process
Molecular function (GO): polygalacturonase activity
Source: RefSeq, a predicted model, not a curated record